Molecule: messenger RNA, 161 nt
Organism: Dovyalis caffra
Lineage: Eukaryota; Viridiplantae; Streptophyta; Magnoliopsida; Malpighiales; Salicaceae
Source: the annotation of a GenBank genome assembly
UUAGAAAAGAGAAGCGGCUAUCCAUUGGCAAACUUGGUGUACGAGUAUUUGGUGGUGUGAUUAGAAUGGCUAGAGUGGUUAAAAUGAUUGUCAAUUUUACUAGAAUGAUGGUUGGUAUAGUUAGAAUGGUGAUUGGCAUGGAGGAACGGUGGUUGACGUAG